Messenger RNA from Eupeodes corollae, 4145 nucleotides. RefSeq names its product gonadotropin-releasing hormone receptor. Gene Ontology annotation, cellular component: membrane. The transcript has 7 exons. Gene Ontology annotation, molecular function: corazonin receptor activity. Gene Ontology annotation, biological process: neuropeptide signaling pathway. The record is from RefSeq and is a predicted model, not a curated record. The coding region runs from base 2004 to 3461 and encodes 485 amino acids. Lineage: Eukaryota; Metazoa; Arthropoda; Insecta; Diptera; Syrphidae.
UCACAACGUCUUGUGUUCAAAAUAAGGAAACUUUACGUAGACUCUCAAUAUUUGGAUACGGUUUGCCACUAACUCGAAAUAGGUUUUCAAUAUAAAGUGCGCGCUUUAUUAAAAUGCUCGUGUGGUGUAGGUCAAACACCUUUGAAUUGCUUAAGACACCUCGACCGCAAAGAAAAGCCGCCUCGAAUGCUUUAACUGGGCUACCUAUAUAAUUACUAGAUAGUAAUUAACUUUGUCUCUAAAUAACCUUCAAUUUAAUAACCGCCGCCGCCGCCGCGAUAGGAAAUUUUGGCUUAUGCUAUAAAUGUAGGUGUAGUGAGCGUUUUGUGUUUUAAUUAUUAUUCAUCUCAACCAAAAAAAAAUCAAUCGAAUCGAAUCGAAUACAUAAAAAUAGGGAGAUACGCAACAAGCAAUAAAAAUGAUACACUUGGGCUAAUAACACAUGAAUACAUAUUUGUCAAUCUUUUGUUCUAGUUGACACUAGAAGCCUUAGCGUCAAUUGGGAGGAGGCAUCAUUAAUAGUGCGAACGAUUUUGGAAAUGUUUUUAAUACCACAAUGAUAUCUUUUGCUCAAAAUUUCUAUGGAACAAAAUACAAAUUCACUUUUUAUGAACACAUCAAAGUUGGAUUUAUAAUUAAUACGCUUGAUAAAAUAUCGCGACCGUAAUUUGUCUGAGCGUUUCAAAAAAAAAAAAGAAAAUAAAUAAUAAAGAAAUAAGUAGCUUGCAAUUGAAAAUAAGUGCACGCGGCAUCGACGGAAAUUGAUCGUGUUUCAUUUUGCUAGAUUGAUUUUAAUUAUUAUGGAUGAAGGGUUUUUGAACACAGGAUCUAAGGGAUAUAAAAGUGAAUGCCAGAGUGGUCUUUAAAAUAAUAAUAAAAAAAGAAAAAAUAAAAACGUUAAGUGUUUAAUAGAUUUGUUUUCUUCCCCCGAACCCAAAUUAAUGAGAAAAUAAAAUAAGCUUUAUUUGAAAUGUGGUACACCCAUCCCCUGGGCAAAAAAAAAAUGGUUGAAUAAUUCUUUUGAACGUGUGUACAGUUAUUUCUUCAAGAAAUGAUAGAAAAAGAAGAAGAAAUUUUAACCAAAAUAUACAUAGUUAAAAAGUGUCGAAGUGAAAAUAAAAAUCUUUUAUCAAAAUGAAGUUAAUUGCGUGCAAUUAAGGAUAAAUAACAUAAAGUUCUACGUUUCCUUGUGGAUAACUUUCAAUCAAUAUUGUUGGAUAAUACAAAAAUGAUAUACAGCAAUUCAACACUAAAUAAACACUUAAAUGCAUUCGGUCAAAGUUCCAAUGUUCUUGAGUGAAUUAAUAAAUCACAUAACGAAAUCGUCACUUUUAAACGAAAGAAAAACAACAAAAAUUAUUAAAAUAAAAUUAAAACAUUUCUAUCAACAACAAUAUACAAAAUAAUUAUUCCAGCUCAAUACAACGAACGUUUCUGUCACUGCAGAAAUUAUCCGGCUUCUACAAAACCUAUUGCUAUCAGUUCGAAAAACUAUCCAAAGCGCAACAGACACCUCUAUCCGUGCGGACAUAAGUCAUAAUAUUUACACUUCCUCUACUUUUCCCGCCAAUUCUUAAUUGAAAAUUAAAAAAAAAAAAACUGACGCUUAAUUAAAGUUAUUAAUUAUACGCAAUUUAUAUAGAAUAACUUGCAGGGAAAUUGAUACCCCAUAAGCUAAGAGGUCAAGUAAUUGUAUAAUUACACCUAUCGAAGCUUGCAGGCAGCAGGUACAAUAGAAAAUAUACCUACCUGUAAGUCCGACCUUGAGCUUCGGAGUGCGCUAAUCGAUAUUGCGAGAGUGUGUGCUAAAUAGUCCAUAACAAUAAAAUAAUAAGUCUCUAGUGAUGUGUGGUACAACGGUCUUGGUGUCACGAUGAAUUUGUUUGAUAUUAAAAUGGCUCUUCUGGAAAUAAGUUAAUCAAACGCGGGUUUAUUGUAGCAUCCUUGCUUUUCGGGUUUUUGUUGUGUUCUUCUAUUUUUUUUAAUUAAAUUUUCUCGGAAAUAUGAUCUCUAUGCACAACACGUCGUUUGAGGUCCUUGGCCAUAAUUUACCGGCCUACAUGGAUGACUACAAGGGCUUCUUAAUGGCUGUUAAUAACACAUCAGUGAUAGUUGCACCUUCGACUUCAUACUCCUCGGCGGUCUAUGACCCGCUGUUGAUGCAAAUUUCAAACGACACCUAUCCCAUCCAGCUGGAGCAUGCCCCACAGCUAACAAGGUCGUCGAUUAUAAAAGUUAUUGUACUGUCAAUUAUGGGCAUAAUUUCGAUGCUAGGCAAUGUUGCAACAAUGUGGAACAUCUAUAAGACUCGCAUGAGCCGGAGGGCUUCGCGUCAGAGCUGGAGUGCGAUUUAUUUGUUGAUUUUUCAUUUGUCUAUUGCGGAUGUUCUAGUGACUGGAUUUUGUAUUAUCGGUGAAGCUGCCUGGAGUUAUACGGUUCAAUGGUUGGCAGACGACUUCACCUGCAAAAUGGUGAAACUUUUUCAAAUGUUCAGUUUAUAUUUGUCGACUUAUGUGUUGGUGCUAAUUGGCGUUGACCGCUGGAUUGCUGUGAAAUAUCCAAUGAAAUCACUGAACAUGGCUAAAAGGUGCUACAGGCUGUUGGGGGGAGCGUAUGUGUUGUCAAUUUUCCUCAGUUUACCACAGUUUUUUAUAUUCCGAGUAGCAAGAGGACCUUUUAUAGAAGAGUUCUACCAAUGUGUUACCCAUGGUUUCUACACAGCAGAAUGGCAGGAGCAGUUUUACAACACGUUUACAUUAUUCUUUACCUUCAUAAUUCCAUUGUGCAUAUUGUUUGUUACUUAUAUGUCAACAUUCAAAACAAUUUCAGAUAGUGAAAAAAUGUUCCAAGGAUCCAAGUUGGCUGUAUACACUAACAAACCAACAGUUCAAACGAAUCGACAACGGCUCAUACAAAAAGCUAAAAUGAAGUCCUUGCGCAUUUCAGUUGUGAUAAUUGCUGCAUUUUUAAUAUGCUGGACCCCCUACAAUGUGAUGAUGAUAAUAUUUACCUUUCUUAAUCCAGAUAAAAGGCUGGGAGAAGACCUUCAAUCAGGAAUCUUUUUCUUCGGCAUGUCGAACAGUCUAGUGAAUCCCCUAAUCUAUGGUGCAUUCCAUCUGUGUCCGCUUAAACGAAAAAAGAGUAGAUACAAUCAUCACAGUCUCACCAGAGGGGACUCACAGAGAUCUCCGUCAAUGAUGACCAAUGUAACACAAGUCGACAGCAAUGGCCGGCAAACAAGAACGUUUCGUCAGGCAAGUUACUAUCGAACGAAUAGUAGUUGCAGCACCAAGGAGCAAUUAAGUCUUCUCAAUACUCCACCAGUUCGCACAAACCUACCCAGAGUAGUUUCGACACGUUUGAAGGCUAUGCAGAAUGGUUCAGCAAUUCCCAUCGUCCUCAAUGGACAAAAUGGCGUUUCGACGUUACUAAAUCCAAAUGACGACGUAUCGAGUGUGUAGUAUGAAUUUUGCUGGCGUCACGAUUGCUGGUGUAAAUACAACUAGAUACAGAGUCAGCUACCGGAUGCACUGCGAUGAAUAAAAUUUACUAUAUUAUUUCAAACAACGAGUUUAACCCAAUAUUUAUGAAGAAUAUUAUAAGAGUCUGUGCUGAACGACACGACCGGACUGUGUACUGUGCCAAGUCGAUGCAGUUGCAGUAAGACGAAUAAAACGUUGGAUCUUCUUUUCCUAAAUAAGUUAAUUUAUAUACUCCAUGUAAAAAUGUACAUAAAUAAUAUACAUAACAUUUAUAUAUAUAUAUAUUUUUAAAAAGGCAUAAUGUAUAGUUGAUUAAGAUUAAGAUGUCUUGACAUACAAGAAAAAACGAAUAUGAAAACGAAAACAAAAAUAAAUGCAAAACCAAUAUUGUGAUUUUAUAUUAUGAAUAAAAGUUUGGGAAUACCUACAAAUUUUUGACUUCGAUUAGAAGGUAUGUUUGUGACAAGAAUUUUAAACUUAAAAUAGUGUUUUUAUGGCUAAAGUGAACUUUAAGAUCACGGCCGCUGAGUUUUUUCAAAUCUUUAAAUGUUAAAAUUAAAGCAAAAAAAUGUUUCAUAUUUUUAGGCCAUUUUACUUUGUAUAUUACAACUUAUAUAUAUAAUGAGUUUUUUUAAUAAAAUUUUAAGGCCAAUUUAAAAAUAA